AGUUGACUAUUAUUAUGAAUAAGUGAAUACGGAAUAUUAGCAUAGGUAUCAGAAUUCGACGGAUUACCGAUACACGAAUACAAGCUGUAUUACGAAUAUCUUAGUGAAUACUAAUAUAUCGGUAUCACCCUUAUAGAGUAUUGUUACAAACUAUUCUUAACAAAUAUUCCAACAAUUUAAUGGUCUGAUUACUAAUUUAAUUAAUUUCUUAUUUAAUAGUGUGUAAUUUAUGAAUCUGUGAAAGUGUGAACCUGUGAGUAACAAUUUGAAACUACUUUUAUAUUGUGGUGGUUCUCCAUCUACACUGCUUUCGUGGUCUUCGAAUGUUAUAUACUGCUGCAUAUUAAUUUGACUAAUCUGAAUUCGAAAUGGUGAAUUUAUUAGCAACAUUGAUAUUAGCCUCAGAAAAAGCUGCUCGGAUCGCUAGGUCAUGUGUGAGCAAUACACAAAAAGACGCAUUAUUGGUUGCUGAAAAAGAUAUUUCUGAAUCCAAUAUUCGUUUUAAUAAGGAUUACAAGACCGUUGCAGAUGUUCUAGUACAAGAAACAAUAAAAGCAAAUAUUGAGAAGGCUUUCCCAGAACUAAAAAACCAGGUUAGAGGUGAAGAAAGUUCAGAGAUUAAUGGACAAGUGAUUGUUUUGAAAAACUUUGAUCACACUGUUGAACUAUUAAGUCAACUAAUACCACCGUCUGCAGCGAAAAUAAUGGCAGCUGCAGCAUACAGCAAAAAUAUUGUCACUUGUAAAGAUUUACCUCAAGAUUUACCAGACUUACCAUUGUCAGAUAUAGGGAUAUGGAUUGAUCCAAUUGAUGCAACAUUUGAAUUUAUCGCUGGGGUCAGAGGUGAAGCUGAACCCGGAAAAGGUUUAAUAUGUGUCACAGUUCUUAUUGGAGCAUAUCUUAUAUCUACAGGAGAACCUAUUAUAGGAGUAAUUAACCAACCUUUUGCUAAUGAAGGCCAAGGCAACAUUAUCUGGGGUAUUAGUUACAAUGAUUACAAAAGAUGGGGAGGAACUUACGAUAUGAAUUUUCACUCUCCUCCUAAUACAUUGCUAAUAAGUGCAUCAGAAAAUAUUGAAAUUGUUGAGAAAUUUAAUAAGGCUGAUUGGGAAGUUAAAAUACUGCCAGGAGCGGGUAAUAAACUCCUAAAAGUUGCCUUAGGAGAAGUAUCAGCAUACAUUGUAUCAACGCCAACAAUAUUUCGUUGGGACACGUGUGCUGGUCAUGCUAUCCUCAAAGCCAAGGGUGGUGAAAUUCUAACUUACAACAACCGCACUCCUAUAACAUACAACACACCUCUAACAGCUUCUACUAAAGAUAAUGGUAAUUUGGAUGGUAUCAUUGCAUUUUCAAAUGAUGCCAUUUAUCAAAAAUUAAAUGAGAUCUUAAAUACUUAAAUUAAAGUUUUUAUAAUUAACAAAUAAGAAUAAACCUAUGUAGUGCUAGACAACCAAGUCUCUUUAGAGAAUACUUUUGUUUAUUAUACAGUUAAUUAGGAUUGAUAGGAAGGUUCAUUAAUACAAACCACAUAUUCAGUGGCAAGCAACAACGUACCAAGACUGCCAAAAAUAAUAAAUUCCUACAUUUUAAGUCUUUUAGUAAAUAUAGUACACCUACAAAAUAAGGAUUUUUUUGCCAGAUACGUUAUUAAUGUGUUAAAAAUAGUAGUCAUUUCUGUAAAGAAUAACUGAACACAAGUAGCUAAUCAUCAGUACAUGUUUGUAUCUGCCACAGUUAUCUGUUCAAGAAAAAUUACUGUUAACAAGCCCUUGUAUCAAUUAAAAGGUAAAUAAUCCAAGGUUUCAAAAUGUAUUUGUUUUUGUAAUAUAACAAAGCUAAAAAUAUUGGAUAUGUACCCAAUAUGUGAAUAAAAAAUUGAUGAUACGUUUGUAAAUAAAAAUUUUAAAUAAUUUUUAAUGUUAUCAGCCUUUUUUUGUAAUAAAGACAAAAUAUAUAUAAUCAAUUCACAUUUUGAAUACUAAAAGCCCCCAUAGUGUAUCGGAUUUUUUUAUAAAUUUAUGUACAACAGCUUAAGAAUAGAACCUAUAUUCCAAUUUUCUUUAGAUAUAAGCUGUCAACAUAAUAGGUAUAAAAUGGAUGAAAUACUAACAGAUAGAACAAAAUUAGAGUUUUAACAAUUUAAAACUAUUUUAAAAUGUUUAAAGGUAAAUUUUUAUUAUGGCAUCAAAUUUGAAAGAUAUCUGUUGUGUCAAUCGAUGUAGUUAUUUGUGAGGUUUUUUUUUCACUUAUUAAAUAAUAAUUUAUUGAUCUCUUUGUGGAAAUAUCCAUUUGUGCCACUGCCUCUAGUUUUAUCUGAGAAGUCUCAUGAAUGUCAAAGUGUGGAUAUGUUAUCGAUAUUCGUAUUAUUGGUCUGUGUUAAAAUAGAGACUUACCUACACACAGUAACAAACAGUAAAUGAAGGCUUCCCAUGUCAUAAAGUAUUAAUCAUAGAUUAUAUGUAUGUAGAGCUUUAACCCACCCUGUGAUUUUACUAUAUUUAAUUUUAUUCUGUAAAGUUUUUCAUAAUAUUAUACUUUUUGAGGAAAAUCUUGGAAAUAAUAAACUGUAAGAAUGUAUUAUAAGUGUUUUAUAUUCCUUGUUUACUCACAAGACAUAAAACAAGAAAAAUUAUAUGAUUACCUUUUCAUUGCAUAUAUUGUUUUAAAUUCAACAGAAACCAUAGGAAUCAUAAUUUGCGUCUAGUUUGCGAUCCAGUUUAU
Messenger RNA from Bombyx mandarina (wild silkworm), 2721 nucleotides. RefSeq names its product inositol polyphosphate 1-phosphatase (gene Ipp). The record is from RefSeq and is a predicted model, not a curated record. Gene Ontology annotation, molecular function: inositol-1,4-bisphosphate 1-phosphatase activity. Gene Ontology annotation, biological process: phosphatidylinositol phosphate biosynthetic process. Lineage: Eukaryota; Metazoa; Arthropoda; Insecta; Lepidoptera; Bombycidae.